AUGUCGAAUGAUUUGAUUUCCCAUCGGCCAGAACUGUUUUUGGAAGGGCCCUCCGAUCCUGAUGCGCAGGCAACUAUCACUGAUUUUAUUGACUACACCGAAUACCUUCCGUCAGACCUUGUUCGCUCCCUGACUUUGGUUCGGAACUUGGACAAGAAAUACCUGGAUGCCGCCAAUGCUGUCCAUGAACUCACUCGCAUUUAUGGCCAGCUACCAGAAUUGUCCCCCAAAUCUCGACCAGAUCCUCACACCCUUCGCAUUCAAAUAUCACAACAGCUAAAACGAGCGAUCAAUGCCCGCGAAGCGUCGUUUGCCGAAGCCUCCCGCUUAUAUGACGCUGUAGAUCGCCAUUUCGACCGUUUAGGAAGUAUCAAAUCUAAAUUGGGUGCGCUUGCGAUUACCACUGCCCGCGAGCUUGAAGCCCAAGCAAAGAACCCGCCUGUGACAUAUAACACCGAAAAGGUUGAAACGCCAACGCGCCUCACGUUACGUCUUGAUGGUGGGCGCCAAAAAUCUCGCGUUGAAAAGGUAGCUAGAAGUAGCCGUCUAACCAGCCUAAACCCAAGUCACCUUACGGUCAGCGUCGAAGGAGCUAGCAAUGAAGCGCAUGUUUCAGCACUUGGAGAAGAUAGCCUAAAAAAGAAUACUGCUCAACCAAAGAAAACGCUGAAGAAUGGCAUAAAGCUGCCUGGAACAAGGACCCACAAAAAUGUCCCGGAACGCUCUACCAGCAAAGUCCUCGCCGCACUCCCUCCCCCACCGCCAAAUGCAGAACUUGGAGGCGAACACCGUCCAUGGCUACGGCUUACUGAGUGGGAAAUGGCUAUUCUGCGGAAAAAAAUGAAAAAGAACAGUGUUUGGCAGCCAAGCGACGUUAUGAUACUCCGCGAACUUGGAGAACUAGGCCGUGGAUGGGACAAUUAUCGAGCAGCAAAGGAAAAGGCCGAGCAAGAAGGCGCCGAAUUUCUUGAUUGCGACGAUGUUAUGAACACUUAUGUUCCAGGAAAACUCACCCGUAAAGCUGACGCUGUGGGCGGCACCGGAACGGUGGAAGAAACGAAAUUGGUUAAUCGAGGUAUGAAAAUGAAUGAAGCGAGGAAGUUGAAGCGCGAAUCCCAAGCACGAGAACAAGCUGCACAAGCUGCGGCGGAGGCGGAGUCUGCAGCAAAACGACUGAGCGAUAUCGGAUCGACGUUCAAGAGCUUGUUCUCAAACCCAUUUAGCCAGAGACCCCUUGAUACAUCUGACACUGGAUCUUUCGGUGUAGCAUGCAUUACUAACGGCAUCACAGUGAAGCCUAGACCACAACCAACCGGUGCUUCUAGGAAGAGAAAACUCGAAGAAUCAGAGGCACUUGCGCAACCAGAGAACACCGAGCAUAUGACCACUGACACCACUUCAGCUAGAACUAGCACGAAAAAACCAAAAUUGACAAAACCCAUGACUAUUGCUGAUGAUACCACAGUUGUAGAACCUACAUCUAUCAAAACCUCUAUCCCUAUCGCAUCAGCUGCCCCAGUGAAAGAGGCUCAGGAGAUGCCCCCGGCCGAGCUGGAACGCCCCGUAACUCGGAGCGGCCGUCGACCAUCAACAUCAAAAGGCCAGCCAACAUUUACUCCACCGAAUGGUUUGAGAUCGACCCGCCACCGAUCCGCAACCGCGGGACCAACAGAGGCCGCAACCCGCGAAUCAAUUCGCCGCAAGAGCAUGACGCCGGGCAAGGCUAUCACAGUAGACGCUAGUGCACUAGCACCGGCCACCACAGCGGCAGGGCGACGGAGUAGGCGUCCCGCACCGGGCCCAGUGACGGCAGGCCAAGAUGGCGGGUCUGCUGUUAGUGUUGGCCGACGCAAGGCUAAGCCGACCAAAAAGAGAAAGGACCUGAACGGGAGAGAUGGCAAUUCUCAAACGCGGGAUGACUAUCGAAUCGAUGAAGACGGGGUUAUGGAGGAAAUUGACCCGAACGAGCCGAGAUACUGCCUUUGUGGGGAUGUAAGCUUUGGGACAAUGAUUUGCUGUGAAGACAAUGAUGUGAGUAUUUUUAUAUUUUUCACCCAUGUAAUUUCUAUAUAG
Ophidiomyces ophidiicola is the source of this 2073-nucleotide messenger RNA. RefSeq lists its product as uncharacterized. The coding region runs from base 1 to 2073 and encodes 690 amino acids. Gene Ontology annotation, cellular component: Rpd3L complex; Rpd3L-Expanded complex; nucleus. Gene Ontology annotation, biological process: regulation of DNA-templated transcription. The record is from RefSeq and is a predicted model, not a curated record. The transcript has a single exon. Lineage: Eukaryota; Fungi; Ascomycota; Eurotiomycetes; Onygenales; Onygenaceae.